ACGCUACACGCCGUAUCAUCCCUACACUACAUUAAACCAACCCUCUCUCCUUUUCUCACUCGCUAAAUCUGACGCCUUCUUCUUCCUUUAUCCUGCACCUCCUCCUGCGUAUCCUGCGCCCACCGCAUUCUCCACCUUCCUCCACCAUCUGUAUAGUUUCCCUCUCCCACAGAAAAUGGGCAAGGGCGGCUCAAUCAGCGAGAGCGUGAUCAAGAAGAUCCUCCUCUCCUACACCUAUGUCGCCAUCUGGAUCUUCCUCAGCUUCACCGUCAUCGUCUACAACAAGUACAUCCUCGAUAAGAAGAUGUAUAACUGGCCGUUUCCUAUCUCCCUAACCAUGAUCCACAUGUCCUUCUGCGCCACGCUCGCUUUCCUCCUCAUCAAGGUCUUCAAAUUCGUCGAGCCAGUUUCCAUGAGUCGCGAGAUGUAUCUUAAAUCAGUCGUCCCCAUUGGCGCUCUCUACUCGCUCUCGCUCUGGCUUUCCAAUUCCGCUUACAUUUACCUGUCGGUAUCAUUUAUUCAGAUGCUCAAGGCCCUGAUGCCCGUUGCCGUCUACUCGAUCGGAGUUCUUUUCAAGAAGGAGGGUUUCAAGAGCGAAACUAUGGCUAAUAUGCUCUCGAUCUCCGUAGGCGUCGCAAUUGCCGCAUACGGGGAGGCCAGAUUUGACAGCUGGGGCGUGAUCCUGCAACUGGGUGCUGUCGCUUUUGAGGCUACACGUCUGGUAAUGAUCCAAAUCUUGCUCGCCUCAAAGGGUAUCACAUUGAAUCCCAUUACUUCGUUGUAUUACGUUGCGCCCUGUUGCUUGGUUUUCCUGUUUGUGCCAUGGAUUUUUGUCGAGCUCCCGGUACUCAGGGAAUCUUCCAGUAUGCAUUUCGAUUUCGUGAUUUUUGGAACCAAUUCUCUCUGUGCAUUCGCAUUGAAUCUCGCUGUUUUCCUGCUGGUCGGAAAAACCUCUGCACUGACCAUGAACGUGGCCGGUGUUGUCAAGGACUGGUUGUUGAUUGCUUUCUCAUGGUCAGUCAUUAAGGAUACCGUGACACCCGUGAACCUAUUCGGGUACGGGCUUGCGUUCUUGGGUGUUGCGUAUUACAAUCACUCGAAACUGCAGGCUCUGAAGGCCAAGGAGGCGCAGAAGAAGGCUCAACAAGCCGAUGAGGAGGCCGGCAGGCUGUUGGAGGAGAGGGAAGGAGAAAAUGUCGGCAAGAGAAGCGAAUCACAGAACUGAUUUUGAGAGUUAGCUUCGGAAAUUAAUGGAGGAAAGAUGAUAGUAAUAAGAGCAGAAGGGUAUAGUUAGGAGGAUGCGGAGGAAGACAGAGAAAGGUUUUGUAUGCUUGAAACAACAGAAAGAAAACUUGGAGUUUUCUUUUGCUUUCUCUUGGAUGCAUUUGGGUUUUUGGUACGUUUUCUUUAGGUUUCCUUUCAUAUGCUAGCUAUGGUGGCUGUUCACAGUGACAUUAGAAGGCUUGAGAUCAAAUUCUGGUUGCUUCUUGUGCCGAUCAAUGUAUGUUGCUGGUAGAGUAAGAAUCUCAAAGGCCCUGUAUUUUGUUUUAAGUUUCUUUUUCUUUUCACUUCUUUAAUUUAUUUUCCUGUUUCUUUUUCAUAUUUUUAUAUUGAUUAUGUUGGUGUAGGUACUUGUUACAUUGAUGGAGUUAUAAUCUUAUUUAUUUAUACAUGUUCCUAUCUUAUUGUUUGACCA
Messenger RNA from Carica papaya (papaya), 1696 nucleotides. RefSeq names its product putative sugar phosphate/phosphate translocator At5g25400. Lineage: Eukaryota; Viridiplantae; Streptophyta; Magnoliopsida; Brassicales; Caricaceae. The record is from RefSeq and is a predicted model, not a curated record.